Molecule: messenger RNA, 2994 nt
Organism: Alosa sapidissima (American shad)
Lineage: Eukaryota; Metazoa; Chordata; Actinopteri; Clupeiformes; Clupeidae
Product: zinc finger protein 239-like
Exons: 4
Coding region: 345-2102 (585 amino acids)
Biological process (GO): regulation of transcription by RNA polymerase II
Molecular function (GO): DNA-binding transcription factor activity; RNA polymerase II cis-regulatory region sequence-specific DNA binding
Source: RefSeq, a predicted model, not a curated record
UAGUAUUUUCCAGAUUCCUGGAAAGUUCAACUCCGCUCCAGGAGGUGGCACUAAUGCAUAGUUUUGUGGUUGGUUUGUCAACCACGAGGAACUCAAAUGUAUAGGCUUUCCCAUGGGCUUUCCAGAGCCGAUCCACACAAAACUGUUGCAGGCGUUCGCGGGUGUGUUGCUAGAAUGUUAAACCGUAAAACACAGACUGUAUGAGAAAGGGAUAAACCAUAAAACAUCCAAAUAACACAAGGCAUUCCGCGGUGCAGCGAACUUGGACGUUACUUGAGGAGUUGGGGAUGUGUCCCCACCAAAGCUGAGACCAAACCUACACCCUUGGCUCUGUCUGCAGAGUGAUGAUGAAAAAAGAUUUAAAGGACGAAGGAUAUGGUCAUGUGAUUGCAUGUCCAGAUGAAGAAGAAAAGCCCUUUGCAGAGCUUCACUGUAAAACUGAAACAGACGAGUCCAACGUUACUUACCCCGAAACACCACGGACAAGAGUGGAGAUUGAAGUGAAUGAAAGGGAGCAGGAGAGCGAUCAUCUACUGGAAAAACUGGAGUCUGAAAUGUCAGGAUUUACUGAAUCGACACCGCUGCCCAUGCCAGUGAAGGAGAUAAAAGAAGAAGAGUUUGAUGAUUUCCUUCAAGAGUACAUGUUUGCAGACCAGGAAGUAAAAGGAGACCUCGGACUGGAUUAUGACUGCAAGACUGAAACACACACAUCACCGACCUUCAACUGCAAAGAAGAACAGUCUCCAGUGAUGGAAAUUAAACAGGAGGAAGAAUCUGAUUUAAAAGAAGAUUGCCAGAAAGACUCUUUCUGUAAAGGUGAGAUGAGGCAUACUGGGGAAAAGGUACAUUAUUUUACGAGGAGUGGAAAGGCCUCCUCGAAGACGACUCAACACAAGUCUCACAUGACGAUCCACACAGGAGAAAAGACGUAUCAGUGCUCUGUCUGUGGAAAGACCUUAAGACGAAAAGAUAAUCUCAAGGCACACCAGAGGAUCCACACAGGAGAAAAGUCACAUCAGUGCACUACAUGUGGGAUGAGUUUCAGGACUAGGUCAAAGGUCACCGUCCAUCAGCGCACUCAUACAGGAGAAAAGCCACAUCAGUGCUCGGACUGUGGAAAGGCCUUUACUCAAAGGUCUUAUCUAACGCGACACCAGAUGGUUCACACAGGAGAAAAGCCGUAUCAGUGCUCUGACUGUGGCAAGUCCUUUAGUCAAAAAGCAUGUCUACAGGCACACCAGAGGAUCCACACAGGAGAAAAGCCGUUUCAGUGCACUACAUGUGGGAUGAGUUUCAGGACUAGGACAAAGGUCACCAUCCAUCAGCGCAUUCAUACAGGAGAAAAGCCACAUCAGUGCUCUGACUGUGGUAAGUCCUUUAAUCAUAACGCUGGUCUGCAGGAACACCAGAGGAUCCACACAGGAGAAAAGCCGUUUCAGUGCUCUGCAUGUGGAAUGAGUUUCAGGACUAGGCAAUUGGUGACUAAGCAUCAGCGCAUGCAUACAGGAGAAAAGCCGUACCAGUGCUCUGACUAUGGAAAGGCCUUUAGUCAAAGGUUUAGUCUAAAGGAACACCAGAAUACCCACACAGGAGAAAAGCCGUAUCAAUGCCCUGACUGUGGAAAGGCCUUUAUUUAUAGGUCCGAUCUAAAGGCACACCAGAGGAUCCAUUCAGGAGAAAAGCCGUAUCAGUGCUCUGACUGUGGAAAGGCCUUUAGGAAUAGGUCCCAUCUAAAGGCACACCAGAGGAUCCACACAGGAGAAAAGCCGUAUCAGUGUACUACAUGUGGUAAGAGUUUCAAAACUAGGAGCGAUGUGAACACUCAUCAGAAGGUCCACACAGGAGAAAAGCCGUAUCGGUGCUCUGACUGUGGAAAGGCCUUUAGUCAAAGGUCCCAUCUAAAGAUACACCAGAGGAUCCACACAGGAGAAAAGCCGUAUCAGUGUUCUACAUGUGGGAAGAGUUUCAAAACUAGGACCGAGAUGACCAUUCAUCAGCGCACCCACACAGGAGAAAAGCCGUGUCGGUGCUCUGACUGUGGAAAGGCCUUUAGGAAUGGAUACAAUCUAAAGAAACACCAGAGGAUCCACAUGUCAUUUUAGUGCUCUGAUGUGGAAAGGCCUUCAGUCGUAUGUGAGUCCUAUGGGAACACCAAAGGAUUCACAGAGGAGAAUAUUGAACUUUGACAGCACGGCACGAUUUAAGUCAUUGCUAUUUUGCGCGGAGCCCGGCAGCAAGCACAACAAAAAUCUUUGGGACGUUACUUCAUUCAAGAGCAACCUGCGCAAUGUGUUCGGCCCUUAAUGUUACGAUUUCUGUUUCUUCCUUCGUUUUUUCAUUGGACAGAAUUCCGCUGAACUGAGAGUCACCCCGUGUUGGGUGAAGCAAAAAACCCGACCAAACCGGACUAUACAAUGUUUGUUGAUAAAAUUAUGCAAAUAUUAAAUAUUCACAAUUCACUAAAACACAACAUAAACUGUUCUCUGAUUGGUCACUGGUGGUCCCCUAACUACUGGCUGAGUCAGGUUUGGGUGUCCAGCUGAAGAUUUUCGUAAUUGUAAUUGCCUGCAAUCUGAACUGAAGAUAUGUCUGGUAAACAAUAUUACUGGUUAAAAAAUGCUAUCUGGGAAGCGUUUUGCUCACCGCCCUUAGCUGAUCCACUGUUUGUGAAUUGGGGCUAUAGCAUACUGGGCAAGCUCUGUAGUGAUUGAUCAACAAAAAAUACUGUAUCCACAGCUUAUUAGUUGUGUUUUUAUGCAGAAAAAGAUCCUGGGAUCAAUUUCGCCGGUGUUACACAUUAGGCGGUAUUCUUUUUUGUAUAAAGACAUUCACCUAGCACUUUCUCAUAAAAUCAUUUGACUGAAUUUAAUAAGAGUUUGACUUAUUUUAGGAUGUCUUAUGUGUGCAGCUUGUUUUAAAGUUACAGUGUUUGAAUGCUGAUAUGAUUACAGACUAUACAAUGUUUGCUGAUAAAAUGAUGCACAUAUUAAAUAU